AUGCCUCUCUCUUGUCACAAUCCCACAAUCCCACAAUCCAUUAUCCACAACUCCACAGUCGCAAGAGCAGACGGAGAGGUACCUUUGCUCGGAUACCUUCCUGCUGCGGCGAUGAGAGCGGGCCUCCAAUCCGAGUCAUUGCCUGGAACCGUGGCGAAGGCGAGGAUUUCCCCUUAUCCACCAGGCGGCGACCGGGUUCCACAAUGGAAGUUUUCUUACUCGGGUGUGUUGCAAAACUCUCGAGGUAUGAGUGGGUACAUACGUCAAUUACCCUUGCCAGAGCGCGAGGAACCCAGCAAGGAACCGCCGUCAUCCAGUCAGCGUCCAGACGGCCUGUCGAGACGGAGGGCCCACGGUCCCCGGACGAUGUCAUGGCCUGCCACGGUUCGUUUACAGUACGGAGUACAUACCGUCAUGGUUCCUUUGGCCGCGGCGGCCCUUGUGCCUGCUUCGUUGCAGGGACCGGCCAACAAGGGACAGACGGUGAUUACGGGGGUGAGGAACACGACCCAAACCAACGCACCGUCAAGGAUCGUACAGUACGGUAGGGAGGGGAGGUCCACCACACCGUCCAACCAAACAGGGAGAGCUUCGGGAUGCUCCAGCGAGAUACGGUCGCCCGGCCAGUCGGUCUGGAGACGGUGGAAACGGCCAAGCCCCCCGUCUCCAACCAGCGCCCUGGAUCCCAAAAUCUUGGGCGCCAUCUGGCCGCCAUUUUCUGCACGACGCAGAAGCCAACAGCCGCAGAAGCCCGCAGCCGGCCAGCGCCAGACAAGGCAGAAAAUCCACUGUGACGUCAGGCCCUUCUCCACCGCCAGGGCCCCCGCCAACAGUGCCCCGCCCGCCGGUCCGAAAGCCCUACACCUAUCAGCCGCGCCGACCGGCCCCACGCACGGGGUCCUGGGCCUUGAAAUGUGGCCAAAAGUCAGGUACCGGGCGGUUCGUCCGAGAUGGAAGCCUGGUGGGCGCACAGCGUCUUUACGUAGACAGGGAGGCAGGCAAACCGACAAAGUAGCUCCUAUCUCAGCUCAAACCAACCAACCAGCCAACCCUCCCAGUCCGCUCAGCUCCGCCCUUUUGGCAUGUAUCGCCGCCCUUUACGCACUACGCGCUACGCAACCGUACCGCUCGGUCUCUGCCCGUGGUCGCUUACCUACGGUGCGCAAUGACUCGUCCCAUUGGCUCCGUGGCGAUGCUUCUGGUGGCCCCCGUCUGCCCCUGGGCUGUCUUGUUUCAAUGGGCAUCCUGCGCUCGCAUGGCUGAAAACCCCGACGUCAGACAUCCCUGUCCCUAGCCAACAUGUAUUGCAAGAAUCGAGAUGGACGGCGCGAGGGGCACGAGUGGGGGAGGGGCGGCAUUAACCACCAUUACAGUGCGGGUGCGGGUGCGCUGCCGCGCGACGCCAUGCCGUACAGCAUGUCGACUUGUCGUCGAGUCGAGACGGUCAGCACAGGGAUACAUGGAGUUUGGUGCUUCGCGCAGACUUCCAGCGCGCUUGAGGCGGAUCUUGAAGGAUCUUGAAGAUGGAUUCCAAUGUUCUAGACCACCUCGGCCUUAAUUGUCUUCUGUGCGUUUAAUAAUAGUCCAUGUCUAGCUGACAAUCUGAGCGAAUAUGUGCACUUCGCCGUCAUCCCAGUCCUUCAUCCUAGCCUCAUCCUACAUCAAACAAAGCUACGUCUCCAAA
This is a messenger RNA of Ilyonectria robusta, 1684 nucleotides long. RefSeq lists its product as uncharacterized. The coding region runs from base 1 to 1263 and encodes 420 amino acids. The record is from RefSeq and is a predicted model, not a curated record. Lineage: Eukaryota; Fungi; Ascomycota; Sordariomycetes; Hypocreales; Nectriaceae. The transcript is spliced from 5 exons.